Iphiclides podalirius (scarce swallowtail) is the source of this 1665-nucleotide messenger RNA. NCBI's taxonomy places the organism in Eukaryota, Metazoa, Arthropoda, Insecta, Lepidoptera, Papilionidae. The record is from the annotation of a GenBank genome assembly.
AUGAGAAAAACACCGGCCAAGAGCGAGUCGGACUCAAGCACGAAGGUAGCGUACCUGCCUAUUGCGCCAGAGUGUGGGUUCGAUCCCCGCUACUGUAUGAAUAGUUGCGCCGUCGGUGAAAGUUUGGACGCGACGAUGAACGGUGUUAUGACGGAUGCGGAUCGGACCGCUGAGAUGGCGGGAAACGAACGACAUUCAGCGGUGGACGUCAGUGCUGAAACGAACAGGAAACAUGACAUUGAGAAAAGAUGGCAGCAACCGGAUGGCACGGACAGGUUAUCGACGUGCGCUGAUCGUUCCACGCUCUUCCGUUCACACACUGCCAAGUCGGCCGAAUGCAGUGUCCAGGGGUCCCCUAGGCCUCGUAGGGCCCCGCGGGAGUCUCGACGAGUGUCGCUGGCGCAGGCAUCGGGCUACGUCCAACUCAACCAGUAUAGGCUGCUCGAGCCAAUCGGACAGGGUUCCUACGGUAUUGUUAAGUUAGCCUACAACGAAGAAGAUGAUACUCAUUACGCAAUGAAGAUCCUUUCAAAGAGAAAGCUGAUGAGGCGGGCUGGUCUGUUCGGGAGAGCUCCACCGAGAAGGCCUGGACCCGGCCCGGUACCUGAUCCACUCCAAAGGGUCUACAGGGAGAUAGCAGUGCUCAAGAAAUUAGAUCACCCUAAUGUAGUUAAAUUAGUUGAGGUCUUAGAUGACCCAGCUGAAGACCAAUUGUACUUAGUGUUCCAGCUGUUAGAAGGCGGCCCUGUGAUAGAUAUACCGACUGAAAACCCUUUAGUUGAAAACGUAGCGAGAAAAUAUUUUAGAGAUGCGUUACUAGGAGUUGAGUACUUACAUUUUCAACGGAUAGCCCACCGUGAUAUUAAGCCAGCGAAUUUACUACUUGGAGAGGGUAGAGUGCAAGUAGCGGACCUUGGGGCGUGCGGAGAGUUAGCUGGUGCUGGAAAGCUUUCUGGAGCUGUUGGUACACCAGCUUUCAGAGCACCCGAGGCCUUCGCACCAGCAGACAAGUAUAUAGGAGAGGCGGCGGAUAUCUGGUCGCUUGGCAUCACCUUGUACGCUAUGGUGACGGGCAGAGUUCCAUGGUGCGGUGAGAGCACGGUCGAGCUGCAAAAGCGGGUGCUGACAGAACACCUCUCGUUCCCAUCGAAACCCGCACUGUCCCGUCAACUUCGUCGAUUGUUAGCGAGAAUGCUCGACAAGAAUCCAAACACGAGGGCAACGAUGCAAGAAAUAAAAGACCACGAGUGGGUAACGGACGGUGGUAAAGACCCUCUACCCUCAGAGCAAGAGAACUGUAGACUGGUCGAAGUAACCGACGAAGAUAUGGCACAAGUCGUCACCUCAAUCCCGAACCUCUCCACUCUGAUACUCAUCAAAACAAUGCUCAAAAAACAUAGCUUUCAGAAUCCCUUUCUACGCAGCCGCGAGGGGAGCGCUCGUAGGGAGUCGAACGUGGGCGAGUCAAUUGAGAGCGAAACGAACAAACAGCUGGCUCGCCGGAGUCCACUAUCGAAGGCCGGACGCUCGCUGUCGGCGCCCGGAAACUAUCUCACUGAAAGCAGGCAAGCGUCGUUCGACAUCGGCCUGGAGUCGGUGCAGGAGACAAAAGAGCGACCAGCGGAGACGCCGGUGAAAGAGAACGGCAAAGUGGAACCAAGACGG